AUGAUGAGGGAUAUGGAAACGAGUAACGAGCUUUUUCUUGACUUAGUGAAAAAAGGGUCAACUAACAUUCUUAAGUCACUUCAUGGUUUUGUAAUUGGUCUUACACACAUCAAACUUCGUUGUUCUGGGUUUCUAACUGCUUCCUACAAAAAUCUGACCUACUGUGUUCCGGUUAAUUUUCAUGGUCCCCAUCAUUUUAAGUUAACAACAAUUAGUUCAUAG
Schistosoma rodhaini is the source of this 222-nucleotide messenger RNA. NCBI's taxonomy places the organism in Eukaryota, Metazoa, Platyhelminthes, Trematoda, Strigeidida, Schistosomatidae. The record is from the annotation of a GenBank genome assembly.